Messenger RNA from Linum tenue, 339 nucleotides. The record is from the annotation of a GenBank genome assembly. Lineage: Eukaryota; Viridiplantae; Streptophyta; Magnoliopsida; Malpighiales; Linaceae.
AUGGGACGAAAUAACGUCUCCGUCCUCACUCAGCCGUUUGGAAAAGGGAAUAGCGAGAGCCGAGAGUCGUCUUCCUCAAUCGGUUGCUUCAUCUUCUCGACAUCGACCUACUACUUGCUCAGUCGCAAAACCUUCUGCUCGACAUUACCCUCAUUAUCGGCGGCAGCUCCUCCGGCCGUAGCUCGCAUCUCCUCCGACGUCCAAGCUCAAGAUCGUCUCCUUCAGUGGCCUUGGCAUCAUACAUCUCCGCCUCCCGCUCCCCGCACCGGGCCGCUGUCCCAAAUCCAUGUCGUUGUGUCGCACUCCAGACGGCCACCGUUGCCUGUCGCACGAAUGUAA